AUGUUCGAGGUACUUCUAAACCUCACGGCACAUCCGAUUCCCUUCGUCCUUUGUCUUCUGCCCGUUGUUGUCCUAGCAGUGCACGUUGUACCGUAUUUGGUCGACGAGCAUGGUCUUCGCCAAUACCCCGGCCCUUUCUUUGCGAGAUUCUCCGAUGGUUGGCUCUUCUGGGUGUCCAGCAAGUUCAGGAGGACCAACACUGUCGACGAGCUGCACCAGAAAUAUGGACCUUUCGUACGGAUUGCGCCGAACCACAUUUCGAUUGUUUCUCCGGAAGCGGUCUCAGCGGUAUAUGGCCACUCCACCGGGACAACGAAGUCAGCUUUCUACGACACCUUUACGUCUUACCGUGCCAUACGCGGGAUAUUCAACGCGCGCUCGCGCACCGAACAUGCUCGUAAGCGACGCGUCAUGGCUCAUAUGUUUUCCCCGCAGAGCGUGCGCGCCUUCGAGGGCCCGAUCAAGGUUCAUCUGCAAACUCUGUUGAACCAGUGGGACAUCAUGUGCAACAGCGCGGUGCGCAAGGAUGAAGUGAAGACUGGCACACUGGGGUCCAGCACGUGGGAGGUGCGCGGCGGCUAUGUCUGGUUUGAUGCACAGUUUUGGUGCAAUUUGUUCACGUUUGAUGUCAUUGGUGAACUCGCCUUCGGCUCUCCUUUUGGUAUGCUUUUGCGUGGCCAGGACACCGCCAGGAUAAGGAAGUCUCUUACAGCUGGAAUUGCCUCCUAUGCACUCGACGAGUCCACCGCCCAGGAACCUGCGGCUCAAUAUGAGGUCGAAGAAAUCGAUGCUAUCGACGCAGUUAGUGCGCGCAUGGAGGUUUCUCCCAUUCUCGGUGUGCUUCCCACGUACGUGCGCGAGUUCGUGGAGCGCAUGCCGCAGCACCGUCGUGGCCUGAAGGCGCAGGGCCAGUUGAUCGGCCUGGCGGCGGAAGCUAUCUCGCGGCGCCUUGCCGCCGCCCGCCAGGCGGAAGAUGAAGGGAAGAUCUUUGAUGAUAUGUUUGGGAAAUUAUUGAACGGUCGAGACGAGAACGGAAACCCAAUGACUGAGCGGGAGUUGACUACGGAGGCCGUUACGCUGCUAGUCGCAGGAUCCGACACAACUUCCAACUCGCUGGCGACCGUGAUAUUCCAUGUUGCCCGCAACCAGAAUGUGCAGAAGAGACUCCAGGCCGAGCUGGACGCUGUGGCCGGCUCAGACUCGAGCAUUUUGCCGUUUGUUGACGUCAAAUCCUUGCCGUACCUCGAGGCUGUCAUCAACGAGGGCCUCCGCAUUCUCACCGCGGUUGGUUUUGGUCUCGGUCGUGUCGUUCCCGAAGGAGGCAUCACGGUGCUCGGCCACACUUUUUCUGCAGGCACAGAGAUCAGCGUGCCCUUAUAUAGCAUGCAUCACUCCGAGGAAGUGUGGGGCGCGGACGUGGAGGAGUACCGUCCCGAGCGCUGGUUGGAUGCUGAGAAACGGGGCGAGUUAAUGAAGGUGUUCAACCCUUUCUCCUUGGGACCCAGGGCCUGCAUCGGACGCAACGUCGCCCUACAGGAACUGACAUUGGUCCUCGCCGCCGUUUUCCGUCGUUACGAUAUUGUCCUGCAACCGGGUCGAGAGUUCGGAGUGCACGACAAUUUCGUUCGCAAGCCGCAUGAGUGUGUGGUUGGGAUCAAGCGUAGAGAGAUAUGA
Messenger RNA from Sparassis crispa, 1674 nucleotides. RefSeq names its product Benzoate 4-monooxygenase. The record is from RefSeq and is a predicted model, not a curated record. Gene Ontology annotation, molecular function: oxidoreductase activity, acting on paired donors, with incorporation or reduction of molecular oxygen; iron ion binding; heme binding. NCBI's taxonomy places the organism in Eukaryota, Fungi, Basidiomycota, Agaricomycetes, Polyporales, Sparassidaceae. The transcript has 7 exons. Bases 1 to 1674 code for a protein of 557 amino acids.